AUGCUCGAAGAAAUGAAUAUAGAUCGUUCUGAAAUAGAAAAUUUACUAAGACGAAGGUUUUUUUAUGAUCAAUCGUUUUCAAUAUAUGGUGGUGUCAAUGGUCUAUAUGAUUAUGGUCCAGUUGGUUGUGCAAUAAAAGCAAAUAUUUUAAGUCUAUGGCGUCGACAUUUUAUUUUAGAAGACCAAAUGCUUGAAAUUGAUUGUUCUAUCUUAACACCUGAAAUUGUAUUUAAAGCAUCUGGUCAUAUUGAUCGAUUUACAGAUUUUAUGUUGAAAGAUAUUCAAACAGGUGAAUGUUUUCGAGCUGAUCAUUUAAUUGAAGAUCAUCUUGAAAAAUUACUUGAAAUAAAAGAUAUUUCUGAUGAAAAGAAAACUGAAAUUAAACGAAUAUUACCACAAAUUGGUAAUAUGAAUGCUACAGAUUUACAGCAACUUAUAGAACAAUAUAAUAUAAAAUCACCUAAUACAAAUAAUAAUCUUUCAGAACCUAUUGCUUUUAAUUUAAUGUUUUCGACUCCAAUUGGUCCGACAGGUCAAAUGAAAGGUUAUCUUCGACCAGAAACUGCUCAAGGCAUGUUUGUUAAUUUUAAAAGAUUAUUAGAAUUUAAUCAAGGUCGAUUACCAUUUGCGGCUGCUCAAAUUGGUACUUCAUUUCGAAAUGAAAUAUCACCACGAUCAGGUUUACUUCGAGUUCGUGAGUUUGCAAUGGCAGAAAUCGAAUACUUUGUUGAUCCAAGUGACAAGACUCAUUCGAAAUUUGAAACUGUUGCUGAUCUAGAAAUUCAACUUUAUUCAGCUAUCAAUCAAAUAAAUGGUGAAUCGGCUCAAUUAAUUCGUUUAGAUGAUGCUGUUCGUUUGAAAUUAAUUAAUAAUGAAACUCUUGCUUAUUUUCUUGGUCGAAUUUAUUUAUUUUUAAUUAAAAUUGGUAUUGAUAAAAAUCGAAUUCGUUUUCGUCAACAUAUGAGCAAUGAAAUGUCUCAUUAUGCUUGUGAUUGUUGGGAUGCUGAAUGUAAAAUAAGUUAUGGUUGGAUUGAAUGUAUUGGUUGUGCUGAUCGAUCAUGUUACGAUUUAGCACAACAUAUAAAAUUUAGUGAUCAACGACUUGUUGCUGAACGACAAUUAUCUAUACCUAAACAAAUUCAAGUUGGUGAAAAAAGAUUAAAUUGUAAAAUGAUUGGUCAAUUAUUUCGUAAAGAUGCUUCAAUAGUAAUAGAAUAUUUACAAAAUUUAUCUGAGAAUGAAGCUCGAAUUUUACAUGAAAAACUUCAACAAAGUGAUGAAAAAAUUACUAUCGAUAAUAAAGAAUUUAUUAUUACAAAAUUAAUUUUUACAUUUGAAACAAUUCAAAAAACAAUUCAAGUGGAAGAAUUUAUUCCAUCCGUAAUUGAACCAACAUUUGGUAUUGGUCGUAUAAUGUAUACUAUGUUAGAACAUAACUUUAAAAUUCGUCCACAAGAUAAUCAACGAAAGUAUUUUACAUUACCACCUUUAAUUGCGCCAUAUAAAUGUGCUGUUUUACCAUUGAGUAGUAAUGCAGCAUUUAACCCAUUUAUUAAACAAAUAUCUGAUCUUUUAACUCAAAUUGGUAUUUCAUAUAGAAUUGAUUCAAGUAGUAAUGCUAUUGGUAGACGAUAUGCACGUUGUGAUGAAAUAGCUAUUCCAUUUGCAAUAACAAUUGAUUUUGAUACUUUAAGUCAACCUCAUACAAUAGUAUUACGUGAGCUAGAUUCAUUAAAACAAAUUCGUGUUAAAAUUGAUGAAAUUAUAUUUGUUCUUCAAAAUCUUUCAACAGAAAAAGUAACUUGGAAUGAAAUAUCAAGAUUAUAUCCGACAUUUAUAGAACAACAAACUAAAAGAUUAGAAAAUGUAGAGUAA
Messenger RNA from Rotaria sordida, 1875 nucleotides. Lineage: Eukaryota; Metazoa; Rotifera; Eurotatoria; Philodinida; Philodinidae. The record is from the annotation of a GenBank genome assembly.